AUUUCCCCAUACAAUUCCUACUUAAACCCACUUUCCAUCUCCCUCUCCUUGUACUCAAGCCAGUGAAAAUGGAUAGAAAUCAAAGCUUCUUCUUUUGUUUUUUGAUUCUUUCUGUUACGAUUGCAGCCACCGAGUCGCGGUGGAACAUAUUGGAUCACAGAACCAAGAAUGGACGGGACAUCAGCUUGAGAAACUACUGCGAGAGUUGGAGGAUGAAUGUCGAGCUCCACAACAUCAGAGAGUUCGAAACCGUGCCUCAAGAGUGCAUUGGAUACGUUGGAAAAUACAUUACUUCAACUCAGUACAAGGUGGACUCUGAGAGGGCGGUCGAGGAGGCGCUUGUGUACCUAAGCACUAGCUGCAAUCUGAAGAAAGAUGGUAGAGAUGCAUGGAUUUUCGACAUUGAUGAUACGCUCCUUUCGACCGUGCCUUACUACAAGAAACGAAAUUUCGGGGGUGAGAAGUUGAACCUGACUUCUCUGGAGGAAUGGAUGAGCUGUGGAAAGGCACCUGCUUUAGAGAACUCACUCAAACUCUUCAAUGAGAUGAAAGGCAGAGGGUUGCAGAUCAUUUUGGUUUCUUCAAGGAGGGAGCUUCUAAGAUCACCCACAAUUGAUAACCUUGUCAAUGUUGGCUAUUAUGGUUGGACAAGCCUUAUACUGAGUGGUACUGACGAUGAACUGGGAGGAGUGCAGAAUUACAAGAGUAGAGUGAGAAAGCAAUUGAUUGCCGAUGGUUACACCAUUUGGGGCAUUGCGGGAGACCAAUACAGCAGCAUCAAUGGACUUCCUACCGCCAAAAGGACAUUCAAACUCCCAAACCCAAUGUACUACACUUUCUGAAGAUUUACCACAUUUUACUUUAUAUCCCUUCAAUUUUAUCAGAAUUUCAUGCAACUAAAUAGACUUUGAAUGAAGAAUUAUGAAUGAAAAGGUGAAAUUAUGAUCA
Molecule: messenger RNA, 948 nt
Organism: Pyrus x bretschneideri (Chinese white pear)
Lineage: Eukaryota; Viridiplantae; Streptophyta; Magnoliopsida; Rosales; Rosaceae
Product: acid phosphatase 1
Exons: 3
Coding region: 69-842 (257 amino acids)
Molecular function (GO): acid phosphatase activity
Source: RefSeq, a predicted model, not a curated record